Molecule: messenger RNA, 818 nt
Organism: Cuscuta campestris
Lineage: Eukaryota; Viridiplantae; Streptophyta; Magnoliopsida; Solanales; Convolvulaceae
Source: the annotation of a GenBank genome assembly
AUGCGGAGCGGAUUAUAAAAAAUCAGAUGCAUUAUUACUAAAUUCAUAGCCUUUUAUUAAUUGAAGAUAUUUAAUCAAAUACGAAUGAUAACCACUUUUAAUAAAUAUGAAUAUUACACCCAACCCAUGACAAUCCGAACCGAAGGUUGUCAUCCCUAUCCCAAGUAUAAAAGGAGUUUGGGUGUAAUUGUGACAAGAACCCGAUCCGGUGCUGAGAAGGGUGAGCGCGGAGAAGUAGCGAGAAGAAGGAAAUGGCGUCGAACGCGGCGAUGCCGUUCUGGAGAGCAGCGGGGAUGACUUACAUCACAUACUCGAACAUGUGCGCCAACAUGGUGAGGAACUGCCUCAAGGAACCCUACAGAUCUGAGGCGAUGAGCCGCGAGAAGGUCCACUUCGCCUUCUCCAAAUGGGCUGAGGGAAAGCCCCAGAAACCCACUAUUCGCUCAGAUACGCCUGGCGAAUGAGGUUAAUCGCAUCACUUUUGGCUGGGUAUGGAUCAACAUUUGCACAGCCAUGCUAUCUUAUUCCAUGUUUAGAGCACUUUGGUAAUAAACAACGUCCGCUUUACUUGAUAAAGUGUGAAACUUUUCCCUUCCCCUUUCUGUUGGAGGAUAUUGUUUUUGGCUGUUAAAUCAAUGGCAUUGCGAUUAUCAUCUUUUCGACACUGGUGUAUUGCAUGUUCCUUUUGUUUCCUGUUUUUACCAUCUGGAUUCUUGUCGUGGGUUCUCGUUUUUGCGGAAUCAAGAACCGAUGCUGCUUACAAAUUUACAAUAGUAACCUCUAUUUGCACUAUAAUAUAUCGAUAUUAUAGGCUUGGU